CAUUCAUACAUCGGCUGGGCGGUACUUAGCGCAAGGAGGGGCGUGUCCUGACGCUCAAACCGAAGUUGCGAAUCCAUCGAGGUAAUGAAAUGGUUACAAGUCCUACAAUCCGGAUAAUCAGCCACAAUUACUUUGAAAUAAAACGAAACCAGCGCAAAAGCAAAACAGUCCAGUCGAGUUUAUUGUUACAGGAUGUGCUCUGGAACGAAGACGUGAGUGCGCGCGCUGGAGACGCAGACGCUGGACUGUCAAUGCCCGGAUUCUCUAUUGAUCAUGCUAAUGUAUGGAGAUAUAACUUCUUAAAAUAAGCAGAAAUGUGGCCGGCUCGCUUUCUUCUCUUCUUCUGCCUCGGCUUCAUAUUUGUGGAGGUUCAGAGGAGCAACGGUCAGUCAGUGUGUCCUGGCACUGAUAACAAGCUCAGCACGCUCUCUGAUUUGGACCAGCAGUACAGAACCCUUCGCCAGUUCUACGAGAACUGUGAGGUGGUCAUGGGUAAUCUGGAGAUCACCAGUAUUGAACGAAACCGUAACCUGUCUUUCCUCAAGUCUAUCCGUGAGGUGACGGGUUAUGUUUUGGUGGCUCUGAACCAAUUCGACUUUCUUCCUCUGGAGAACCUGCGGAUCAUCCGAGGCACUAAACUGUAUGAAGGACGCUACGCCCUGUCCAUCUUUCUCAACUAUAGACGAGAUGGACACUUCGGCCUUAGACAACUCGGCCUCAAGAACCUGACAGAAAUCCUGAAUGGAGGCGUGUAUGUGGAUCAGAACAAGUUCUUGUGCCAUGCUGACACCAUCCACUGGCAAGACAUCAUCAAGAACCCACGUUCUGAGCUUCUGGUUGUGCCUUCAAACAACAGUGGCAACACAUGCAGAAGGUGUCAUCGCUCCUGUAACGGACGCUGCUGGGGCCCGCAGGAGGAUCAAUGCCAAAGCUUGACAAAGACGGUGUGUGCAGAGCAGUGUGAUGGACGCUGUUUUGGUCCGUACGUCAGUAACUGCUGCCACCGUGAAUGUGCAGGAGGCUGUUUCGGACCCAAAGACACGGACUGCUUUGCUUGUACCAACUUUAAUGACAGCGGGGCCUGUGUGACACAAUGUCCUCAGCCAUUCGUCUACAAUCCAACAACCUUCCAGCUUGAACACAAUCCCAACGCCAAAUACACCUACGGAGCGUUCUGUGUCAAGAAAUGCCCACAUAACUUUGUGGUGGAUCACAGCUCUUGUGUCAGAGCCUGUCCGAGCAACAAGAUGGAGGUGGAGGAAAACAACAUCAAGAUGUGCAUCCCGUGCACUGACAUCUGUCCGAAAAUGUGUGAUGGUAUAGGGACCGGCAGUCUUCAAACAGCUCAAACUGUAGAUUCCAGCAACAUCGAGAAGUUUGUCAAUUGCACUAAGAUCAACGGCAACCUCAUCUUCCUCAUCACGGGCAUCAAAGGAGACGCGUAUCAUGAUAUCAAAGCUCUGGAUCCCGAGCGACUAAAUGUGUUCCGCACCGUCAGAGAGAUCACAGGUUACUUGAACAUCCAGUCUUGGCCAGAAAACAUGACUGACCUUGGUGUCUUUUCCAACCUUGUCACCAUAGGAGGAAGAACUCUUUAUAGUGGUAUUUCUCUGCUGAUCCUGAAGCAGCGCUGGAUCUCUUCACUGCAGUUCCAGUCUCUGAGAGAGAUCAGUGCCGGUAACGUCUACAUGACCAACAACAGCCAACUCUGCUUCUACAAUACAGUGAACUGGACCGGUCUGUUCCGCACCAGCACCCAAAGAGCUGUGAUCAAGAACAACAGAGACCCCAGAGAGUGCACCCAACAGAAGAUGGUUUGUGAUUCGCUAUGUUCAGCGGCAGGAUGCUGGGGUCCCGGUCCAGAUCAGUGUCUCUCUUGUAAAUACUUAAGCCGGGGAAGGACAUGUGUGAAAUCCUGUAAUCUUUAUGAUGGAGAUGUUCGAGAGUUUGCCAAUGGAUCUGUGUGUGUGGAAUGUGACAGCCAGUGUGAAAAGGCUGAAGAUAAAACUCUUACCUGUCAUGGCCCUGGCCCAGAUCACUGCGUGAAGUGCUUGCAUCUGAAAGAUGGACCCAACUGUGUGGAGAAAUGCCCUGAUGGUCUGCAGGGAGCAAACAGCUUCAUCUUCAAAUAUGCUGAGACCAACAAUGAGUGCCAUCCCUGCCACCCCAACUGCACCCAGGGGUGUACUGGACCCCGGAUUCAAGAUUGUAUUGGGAUGCUGGACAGGACUCCUCUGAUUGCAGCUGGGGUGAUUGGGGGGAUGUUUGUGUUUGUGAUCGUGGCGCUCGGAUUUGCUAUCUUUUUCCGUCGGAAGAGCAUCAAGAAGAAAAGAGCCUUACGCCGUUUCUUAGAAACAGAGCUGGUAGAGCCUUUAACACCGAGCGGCACGGCACCCAACCAGGCACAGUUACGUAUACUGAAGGAGACGGAGCUCAAGAGGGUCAAGAUCUUGGGAACAGGAGCCUUUGGCACUGUUUACAAGGGAAUCUGGAUUCCAGAAGGGGAAACAGUGAAGAUUCCCGUGGCCAUAAAGAUCCUCAAUGAAAGUACAGGACCUAAAGCCAAUGUGGAGUUUAUGGAUGAGGCGCUGAUCAUGGCCAGCAUGGAGCAUCCUCAUCUAGUGCGUCUGUUGGGGGUCUGCUUGAGUCCCACUCUUCAGCUGGUGACUCAGCUCAUGCCCCACGGCUGUCUGCUGGACUAUGUUCAUGAGCACCAGGAGAACAUCGGCUCCCAGCUGCUGCUCAACUGGUGCGUGCAGAUCGCAAAGGGUAUGAUGUACCUGGAGGAGAGGCGGCUGGUGCACAGGGACCUCGCGGCUCGUAACGUCCUGGUAAAAUCUCCAAACCACAUCAAGAUCACUGAUUUUGGACUUGCUCGACUGCUGGAAAUAGAUGAAAAGGAGUACAGCGCGGAUGGAGGCAAGAUGCCCAUCAAGUGGAUGGCCCUGGAGUGCAUUCACUACAGGAAGUUCACACACCAGAGCGAUAUAUGGAGCUAUGGGGUGACUAUCUGGGAGCUGAUGACGUUUGGAGGAAAGCCCUACGAUGGGAUUUCCACGCGUGACAUUCCAGACAUCCUGGAGAAGGGCGAGCGUUUGCCCCAGCCGCCCAUCUGCACCAUAGACGUCUACAUGGUGAUGGUGAAAUGCUGGAUGAUUGAUGCUGAUAGUCGGCCUCGGUUUAAAGAACUCGCUGCAGAGUUCAGCCGCAUGGCUCGAGACCCUCAGAGAUACCUCGUCAUACAGGGGGAUGAUCGCAUGAAGCUGCCCAGCCCCAACCACAGUAAGUUCUUCCAGAGUCUUCUAGAUGAGGAGGAGCUGGAUGACCUGAUGGACGCUGAGGAGUACCUGGUUCCUCAUUCCUUAAAUGCUCCUCCCACUUCCCAUAUGCCCCACCCACAUGUAGAUUCAAAUCAAAACCAGUUUGGGUAUCAUGACGGAAGUUUGUGCCCUGAAGAGGUAACAGGGUCCCGACCUCAUGAGGCAGUUGCUACAGGAAGUGGCCCGACAGGACUGAUACAAAGAGCCGGUCUGGACCCAGCAGAGGAUCCGCACUGUAACGGAAACUUGAAGAAACAGGCCACGGCUCACUCAGCAGAGGACAGCAGCGGCCAGCGCUACAGUGCAGACCCGACCGUCCUCCUGGGAGAGAAAGGACAGAGGGAUGAUACAGAUGAGGAUGGUUAUAUGUCCCCUAUGAAGGACAAGAUCUCCACAAAUCAUCUGAAUCCAGUUGAGGAGAAUCCUUUUGUAACAAGGCGUAAAAAUAAAGACGUUCACGCACUAGACAACCCAGGUUACCACAGCACCCCUGAUGGAAAGCCCAAAUGUGAAGAUGAAUACAUCAACGAGCCCCUUUACCUCAACGCAUUCAACAACACCAGCGACACAAACCAGGAAAUGUUACGGAAGAAUGGGGUCUCCAUCCCAUUGCAGGUGACCACAGCAGCCCACACUCCAGGCUCCCACGUUCCCCACAUCACACAACUGGGCAAACCCCAUCAUCACAGCCACGGACCGCACGUUCACUUCGCCAUACCACCAGUUCAGCUGGUUCACCCUGUACCGAUGAGCCAAAAUGAUCAACAUACCCAUUCGGUUCAGUCAGUUCAUGAUCACGGCAGCAAACCUGGCUCGCAAGCACCAGCAGGCCAGAUCUGUCUUGUGAGCCAUCAAGUCCAACCGGGACACCCAAGCCAAUCGAAUCGUUCCCCACAACAGUUUCAUUUGGCAAAGUCCGCAGUGGUUGGUAAGCUACCAGGUCAUCCGGUGCAACCAGGCAGCCUGAUUGGGACCACGUUAGUGGACAAGAUGUACAAGAAUAGCUUUGACAAUCCUGAGUAUUGGCAGCACAGCCUUCCACCCAAGGAGAACUCUCAAGACUCUUCGGUGGUCUGCAAUAACAAGUUCCUUCACAAGCAGAACGGCCGCAUACAGCCUGCCGUGGCUGAAAACCCUGAAUAUCUGUCUGGAAUGAAGCCAGGAACAGUCCUGCCUCCUCCUCCGUACCGGCAGAGGAACACUGUGGUCUAACGUCCAGGUCUCUGUAGAGCCUGGUUCUUCUACCAGCACCUUAAAUGUCUUUCCUUGAUCCUCUGGUGGUCAAAAACGGGACUAGAACUAAUUCAAGCCACUGAACUGACAUUAUGCCACAUAAAAUAUGGCAUAACAAUUGUGGGGAUAAGGUCAGCGCAACCCAUCCAAACCCCAUCCAUCCCCAAAGACCUUGCCAGUCACCCAGGAACAUUGUUUUUCUCCUCGACAGGUAUUUUAAAGUGUUUCGUAUACAGGACGGCACAUAGUUAGAUCUAGUAACUUGGCGAGAUUCCAGCCACUCUCAAAGGUCCUUAAUUUCAUUCUGAAUGGAAAGAAGUGUAUUUAAAAGAUUUUAGGAGCGAAUAUGCACUUGAAUUUUAUAUUUUCCUGACUGGAACACUUGCACUUUUUCAGCAAAUCCUUCAUACCGCCAAAACUGCUGCCCUACUGGGAAGACUACAGUCAGACCUGAGAGGAUUGUAAAAUUAUGAACAGUUGAGUUCCUCAGCACAAUGAGUUGAAGAAAAGGCUGAUAAAGGCGCUGAGAGGGAUUUGUUCAUAUUGAGAACACAAUACAGUAAUAGUCAGUGAAAGUCACAUUUGGUGAGUGGUGAACUCACCUGUUGAGAGAUACGGAGAAUUAAUUAUCAGGACGAAUGGCACUGAAUGGUUUACAGGGUGUUUACAUUCAUUUACUUUAUCAGUACCUGAAUUAAGUGGGAACUUUAAGUCUCCUUCGGAAUUUUUAACUGUUACUUUUAUCUUCUUAUUUGUUGAAAGACAUAAGCAAAGGUUAUGGUCAACACAUUAAGGUCAAUAUGAAAUUGACCCUACUUACUUCAUUAAUGUUCUGGGUGUUUUUCCAAAGAGCAAAAUGUUUAAAUGUGUUAACUUGAACUUCCACCACUGAAAUAACUUUCAUUUUUGGCUGGCGUCAAAAUUAUUUAACCAUUCUUCAAAGAAAACUACGGAGCACCUAAAGGGACAUGGUGAAGGGAAAAAAAAAUAUGAGAUGGAGGAAAAGUUAUUUGUCAAUGCAUUGCAUUCUUUCACAAAUGAAACUUUGCAUACCUUCACAAAAACUUUUGCAUUCUGCCGAGAAACUUUGCAUUCGCUCUCGAAGAGCUCAAAAGGUUUUGCGAGAGAACACAAAGUUUCUCAGGGGAACGCACAACAUUUGCGAGAGAACUAUUUUGUUCCACCAUCUUGUUCCUUUUUGGGGGGCUCCGUAGAAAACAAAGAUUACUGGAGUAUGUUUUACAAGAAAAUACUGUUUCAGUCUUUCUACUUCAAAAUGUUUUGUUUAAUUUAAUAUGUUACUUGCCUUUGUAAUUAAUUAAUUGUGCAAUUUGAGUGCACUUUUUUUUUUCAGUGGUGGCAUUGUUGAGGCUACUGUUGUUGGUAAUACAGCCUGUUGCCAAUGGUUAAUGCAGUGAUUAAUUUUAGCUAAUGUCAUACGGUUAUGGCAAUAAUAGCAAAUAGGGGUGUAACGGUACACAGAAGUCACUGUUUGGUACGUACCUCUGUUUGAGGUCCACGGUUCGAUAUGAGUUCAGUACAACAGGAAAAAGCAACAAAUCCCCAAUACUAGGUUUCUUUUCACUUAUUUUAAACAGAUUGUAGUUCAAAUUGCCACCUAUAGCAGCAUUUAGUCCCCUAGUUGGUACAGUACAGCCUCCUAUUAUAGUGUAUUAAGCACUAAGCAGUAAACAGAAUGCAUUCUUUUAUAGCUCAUAUUUUUUUGUAGAGCUGAUAAAAAUCAAAAGGUAUUUGGUCACAAUCAGCUACAAAACUGAAAAGCAUCUCUUGUGUUAUAAAAGUGAAAUAGCACCUGAAGCUCCCAUUUCCAUCACUGGACUGUUGUAGUGAGACUUCCACGAGUCACGGCACAAAUCGGCACAAUGGCAGAUGAUUUUGUCUCAUUAUAACAUCGGAAAAAUACUCCAUCAUUUAUAGUCCUACAGAAAAGAGUAAGACAUCAUUCAAAACUGUAAGGGUCUAUUUUUUAUUUGUUAAAACUAAACAUUGUGCUUUUGUAAAAUAAAGAAAACAAACAAGGUGCCACUCUUUUUCCUGUUGUGGAGGUUAGCAAAUAGUUUUGCAUUACCACAGCGCCCCCUUCUGGAUUGGAGUGUGGAUCGCCUGUGACUGACUGUAUUCAACGCCUGACUGUAUGCACCGAACCGUUCGAGACGAAUGCAUGUACCCUUACACCCCUAAUAGCAAAUAAUGAUCGAUUUGAUUUAAUUCUGAAUUUGACCCAGCCAGAAAGUCUCCUCAGAAGCAGGUGCCAGAAGUGUUUUAGAAGUUUCGCAAUCGACAAACUCGCAUUCAGGGCAUUUUAUGGUACAUUAUAUGCUCGUUUUCACAAUCCAAUCAUUUCCCGGUUGAUAAAAUGAAGUCUGAAUAUUCUGUUCAGCAUCAUAUUAAGGAAGUAACAUCUGAAAGCUGUUUUAUGUUGACUUUAAGGGAAAGUUUCAGUCAUAUAUUUUCAGUGUUUUGUAGGUGAUGUUUUCAUGUGACUGGAUUGCAUUCUGUUUCCAACCGAAGUUAGCAAAACAAAUGAAUACAAUAAGUUUUAAUCUGCUGGUUAACAUAUUUACUAGUAAUUUUGAGUUUCAAUUCAGUGUGUCAGUACUGAGCCUUUGACGAAUCUGCAAUUGGAAAAUGGAAUUUGGGCACAACAUUUAUUUUGUUAUCAUUACUAUUUAUUCACAAUGGCUGCUAUGUUUUUAUUUGGGGCAUUUCAUUGUAUUUCACAAAACAAAUUUUCUAGUUAACACGGCAGGUUUACAUGAAUUAGGGAGGUUGGAUAUGUGAUGCUGUGUUACGUAUCACAAAGUCACAUAACUGAGCUGUAUUUUGUAAAAUUGCAAACACUACAAGGCUUUAAUGUGCCACUUUUCAGCGCUAACAUAAUUAUAAAAACAGCCUUCAGUCUCUAUCACUGUCAGUGUCUAAAAUUGUGUGGUUUUAUUUUUGUCGCUGUCUGUCUGUUCUCACACCUAAUAAGUGUAGCACAAAUACAGUAAGUGUUGCCCUGUAGUUUUCAAUCUACCAUCAUUCAUAGUUUCAUGUUUCUGCGUAGCUUUUAAUGAUGUAUUGUCAGAAGACUAGUUUGUAGGUCAAAUAAAUCCCAUUUUGGUGAUGUUUUGUCCAAUUUGUGGCAUAUAAACACAAAGACAUUUACUGUUACAAUUAGUUAAAUAAUGGGGUAUUGUGUUGCAACAAGAUGCUUGAACAUUUCAACAGUCUCUAACUGCCAGAUAUAACAAAGCCUAAUCUCGAGGCACCGUUAUCAUUGUGAACUUUUGAGUUAGAAAUGCCAUUUUUUGGUAAGAAAAGCUGCUUUAGUUCUGCAUUACUGGCCAGUGUGAUCUCAUUGUUAUAGGUAUUAAUGUGUAUUAAUGUGUUUGUACAUUUAGAGUAUUAUAAAGUGUAAACCCUUUAAAAUGUGUAAGGUUGGUCUGGUACAAGAGUAUUUUAAGUCUUUAAAGUAUACAUAUACACACAUUUUAUAUAUAUAUAUAUAUAUAUAUAUAUAUAUAUAUAUAUAUAUAUAUAUAUAUAUAUAUAAUAUAUAUAUAUAUAUAUAUAUCGAAAACAGUUGCUUAAUAUUUUUGUGGAAACUGAUGCGAAAAGAACAGCAUUAUUUAAUUAUAUGCAUUAUCAUCCUUGCUGAAUAAAAGUAUUACUUUCUUUUAAAAACCGCCCCCAAACUUGGUGUAAAAGGGUUUGCAUUUUAUAUACUCUAUAAAUUGAUAUUGUCUUUAUUAGCUAUAAUAAUGUAUGGAAAUAAAUGUGUUCUAGAACCACACUUUAUUUUACAUACUAAACAUGCCGACAAAUACUAAUGAGAUCAUGUUGAACUGGCUGAAAUGAAUUAAAUUAACCAUAUUUGACAUAGUUUAAUCAUAUUUCAUAAUUUUACUUGAGAUAUUAUCUGAUCCACUGCAGGGAAGCGUUUAGCAAUUUUAUGGACUGCCGAGAAUCAUGCAUUUUGCAGUAAUUCACUAUCCAGUAUCUACCAAACCUUAUAUGUACAUAUGACAAAUCAUGGAGUGUUUUUUUUUAAACAUACACCAUUUUGUGUGCAGUAAUAUGUACUGUAUUUCUGAGCCAUGAGGCAUUUGGAGUGACAGCUCUGUAACAAGUGUGUUCUUCUAAAGGAAAGUGAAUAGUAUUUUUGUAGAGUGCUGAAAGAUUUAUGGGGAAGUGUAAAUAUAUAGAGACUGUUGCAUCACGUCUUUUUUUUUUUUUCUUUGUCAUGAAACGUUCAGUUCUGUUUAACAUGCGCCGUCUGUAGUAAUGGUCUGACAUUGUGUCAGUAACUUUGUAUUUGUGACGUUUGAUUUGAUCUCAAGUGAUGUUCUGUUUCUUUGUGA
Megalobrama amblycephala (Wuchang bream) is the source of this 8920-nucleotide messenger RNA. RefSeq names its product receptor tyrosine-protein kinase erbB-4. The record is from RefSeq and is a predicted model, not a curated record. Gene Ontology annotation, biological process: protein phosphorylation; positive regulation of cell population proliferation; positive regulation of kinase activity. Gene Ontology annotation, cellular component: basal plasma membrane; signaling receptor complex. Gene Ontology annotation, molecular function: transmembrane receptor protein tyrosine kinase activity; ATP binding; epidermal growth factor receptor binding. Bases 315 to 4532 code for a protein of 1405 amino acids. NCBI's taxonomy places the organism in Eukaryota, Metazoa, Chordata, Actinopteri, Cypriniformes, Xenocyprididae. The transcript has 27 exons.